GUAACCGCAAGCCAGUGAACGGUCGCCACCGGUACGUAAUACACGUUCGUGAUGCCGUCAAUUCUACAGCUUCGUAAACACCAACCCGAUCGUCUUCAGCGAGAGGGGCCGAAGAUUAAUAAAUUGAAACCAAAAAUGGCAAUGGUAAGAGGACAUGAAAGGCGAACACUAGCGAUCCUGCUUCUCACCAUAACCGCGGUGGUAGCAGCUGCAUCGUACGAUCGUGAAAGACUCGAAAUAGCCAAGCAAAUUCUCGAAGAAGUGCCUCUAACAGAUGGGCACAACGAUCUUCCGUGGAACAUACGAAAAUUUCUUGGGAAUCAGAUCAAUGAAUUUGAACUAGAUACCGAUCUCACCCAGAUUGAACCCUGGUCUAAGUCGAAAUACUCACACACGGAUCUACCACGUCUAAGAGAAGGAAUGGUUGGAGCUCAGUUCUGGUCCGCGUUCGUCCCUUGCGGUACUCAAAAUAAAGAUGCUGUACAACUUACUUUGGAGCAGAUUGAUAUCAUCAAACGCCUGGUUGACAAAUACCCGAAAUAUCUGAAAAUUGCAAAAUCGGUGAAAGAUAUAUUGGAGACACAUAGUGCACGGCCUCGUAAAGUAGCAUCAUUGAUUGGCAUCGAAGGUGGUCACUCUAUUGGGAAUUCACUCGGCGUGCUGCGGACCUAUUAUCAACUCGGAGUCCGUUAUAUGACACUCACGCAUACGUGCAAUACACCAUGGGCUGAUUCGUCAAAUGAGUCUCCAUCGGCAAACGGUCUUACAGAGUUUGGCGAGAAAGUAGUUCGUGAGAUGAAUCGUUUGGGGAUGAUAAUAGAUUUAUCUCACGUGGGAGUGAACACCAGUCGGGCUGCCAUUCGUACUUCUCGAGCUCCAGUCAUCUUUAGUCACUCCUCAGCAUACAGUCUCUGUCCACACAAAAGAAAUGUUCCUGAUGACAUAUUACAGUCUUUGAAAGAAAACGGGGGAGUUAUAAUGGUGAACUUUUUCCCUGACUUUGUAAAAUGCGCACCGAAUGCUACACUAUCGGACGUUGCUGAACAUUUCCAUUACAUCAAGAGAAUGAUUGGUGCUGAUCACGUUGGUAUUGGUGGUGAUUUUGAUGGAGUUAACAGAGUACCACGCGGUCUUGAAGAUGUUUCUAGAUAUCCUCAAUUGUUCGCUGAGUUGCUUCGAAGUGGGCAAUGGACUGUUCAAGAACUUAAGAACGUAGCCGGCUUAAACUUGCUCCGUGUAAUGGGACAAGUUGAAAAGGUCCGUGAUGAAAUGCGCACUAACGGUGUUGAGCCCGAAGAACACGACGAUACACCCAAUGAUGGCGGAGAUUGCGUCAGCAAUGCAUUCUACACCGAUUUAUAUUGAUUAAAUUUAAAAUUUUAGAACUUUAUACAGAUCAGGCAGAUGAAAAUGUUCCGGUUUUUAUUCUAUCUUUAUUACUAUAGUUACUGAAACGAAUGAUUUAGGUGCUUCAAUACACAAUAGAGAUUUACUGUCAAUUGUUGGAAAUUUCGUAAUAAGUCUCUAAAAACCACAACCUAUAGUUAUUCGCCUAUAGUUAUGGUAUUAUUUUUUAUUAAAAUAACUAAAGGCGAAGCAGCCUAUGUAAUAAUAUAUAAGCCAUGUAAUAACACAUGUUUUUUAUUAGCUUCAUCUGUUACACUUCAUACGUUUGUUUGUAACUGACUCAUUUAGGCGCGAUUUUGUCCCACUUUAAACGGCCAAAUUUCGUUGAAACUUCGUAGAUUUAUCGAGGACCGAUAACAAUACAUUAAAUUGAUAAAAUUAUUCCAUUUUUAUAAAUUAAAUAAUUUUUUUCAUCUAUAAGGCAGGAAUCGAUGUUCAUUUUAGUCUUUUUUAAACUAUGUUUUUUAUGUUAAUCCUCAGAUCUUAUUGUGACUGUUGGUGAUAUAGUUACUCUGUAAUCUGUUUUUCUCGUUAACUUUUUAAUUAUCGGAUACGUCUGGCUGAUAUGUACAAAGUAAAACAAAAAACUAUACGACUCGGAACUGAGAUUUAAAAAUAUUGAUUACCUACAUAACGUUGUAUUUAUCUUAUAAGUAAACGUAUUAAGAAUAACUUUUGAGUGAAGGUGGAUAACGCAAAUCCGUCAUAGGCCGAGAACUGGUCUGUGUUUUCUUAUGCACAUUGUACUUUGUUGUAGUUGCACAUAACUAUGUCUGAAAAAUAAAUGUAUUUACUUGUUUUCUUCAUCCUCAUCAUUCGCGUAACUUUGACAAUAUAAUAUACAUCACCAAAAAAUGUCAGGUGAAUGGCAUUUUAGUCAUUGAACCGAUAUGUUGCUGUAAAUGUCUCGAGGCGUUGAAAGUUAAUCAGCUCUAAUUAUUAGUACUAUGUUCAUAAUAUGAUUUAUUUAGUUCAUAAAAUGAUUGCGUAUUUCAACGAAUAAACAUUAUUAUGUUAUACAAUAUAUUUAUUGUAUUAAAUUAAAUCACACUUUGUGAAUGGAGCGAUCACCCCAGGCAUAUGCCUACUAAUAUUAUAAAUGUGAAUGUAAGUUUGCUUUUUACUCUCGAUUUUUUAGAUGUUACAAUCGAUUUUAAUAAAAUUUAGUACAGAGAGAGACUAGAGCUUGAAAAUAUUGACAUAGGCUAUCAUUGCAAAAAAAUAAAUGGAGAGGUUGAAAUAGGGGAUGGCAGUUUGUAUGUAAAUUCGUCAUUAUCAAAGAUGAAACCAUGAAACUUUGUAUUUAGGGACUUAAUAAGAAAUAAUUCAUAAGCAUUUGUUCGAUUAUUUUUGAAACUUUGACCUACAUGGGGAUGAAAUAGGAGAUUAAAGUUCACAGGGAAAUACUAUUAGAGAGACUGUCUACAACGACAAGGUAUAUGCGCUCUAUCUACCUAUGUAUGUGUAUUACUUGAAAAGUAUCCAAAAAAGAUAAAAAAAUAUGUAUUCAACGCGGACAAAGUCUCGGGUAAGAGCUAGUUAAUGAAUAAAUUUAAUUUUAAAUCAAUUAAUAUCAAACACAGAGUACCACUGAGGAUCUUGCAGCAUUUCUUCUCAGCUUUCUUCAGAAUGGGUGUUCAAUAAGUGUCUUAAAAAUCCUAAUUUAUUCAAAAUAUGUGACUAUGCAUUUUGAACUUAAAUAAGGAUUCAUGUUAAAUAAAUUUCAAGAAUUUACAGAGGAAUUGGAGGCUACGUUCUUAUUUAUAAUUCCGAAUCCUAUAUUUACUCACACUAAAAAAUUACCUUAAAUGUAAUUAAUAUGAAUUAAUAUUAGGAGCGAAACACUAAGACUGUUGGCAUUAUUAAGUAUGUAUUAAUAAUAACUAACGAGAUGGACAUCGAGAAACGUCUUUUUUACUAUUCAAUAAUUGAGUUCAAUUCAUUUGCUCAAUAAGAUAAUCAAUAAAUUUUACGGCGUCUAAAUUUUAUGUCAACCCGCUACCAUUGUUUGUGUAACCUAAUUACCUUUCAAACGUACAGUAAAACUUGAUUGGAUUUAUUUCGAUUUGAUUUUUUUUUCAUUGAAUAGUAUAUAAGUUGUCUUCAAUUAUAUUUUAUGAGUGAUGUGUACAGUUUAGGAUCUAGAUUGCCUAGAUUGCCUAAAAGACGUCUUAAAAUGACUGAAAGUUUUGGAUAUUCUAUUUAUCUUUUUAUAUAUUAUUUUUAGAUUUAUUAUAUUGUAAAAUGACGUGUUAAUUGGCAAAUUAUUCUGUUAUCAUAUUUUAUACAAAAAUUAUAGUUAUUUUAUACAUUUAUUUUGCUUUGUAGCGGAAUAAUUCGAAUCUAUAUUUGCAAUUGGGCAUUUAAUUCAAGAGUUUCCGGUAACAUUUAGACGUUGUCGUAAACGUUCCGGAUCAAAUAGCUCUCGCCAAAACUUUCAGAAAUUCCCUGCUUAAUCCGUUCAAUCAUUGAUUGGGCUUUGAAUUGAGAACUUUUUGCAUAAAUAACACGGUGUACGCUUUUUGAAUUGAACUUUGUAAUUGUUACUGUUUGAAAUUUAAUUAUAAAUUUAUUACGAGUGGGUGGCUCCUUUGCACAGGAAGCCGGUUACAUUAUGGGUACCACAACGGUGCCUAUUUCUGCCGUGAAGCAGUAAUCUGUAAACAUGUUUCGGUCUGAAGAGUGCCGUAGCUAGUGAAAUUAUUGGGCAAAUGAGACUUACCAUCUUACGUCUCAAGGCGCAGUUGUAGUGCCACUCAGAAUUUUUGGGUUUUUCAAGAAUCCUGAGCGGCUCUACAUUGUUAUGGGUAGGGCUUAGCAAUUACCAUCAGCUGAACAUCCUGCUCGUCUUGUCCCUUACUUUCAUAAAAAAAAAUACUGGCAUUAAAAUUUAGCUUUAUCAUUUAAUUUUAUCUAUGAAUUUUCAGUACUGAUUAAACAAAGUUUUAACAGUUUGUCCUGAGAACAAUUUAUUCGUCCUUUAUCUCAAAAAAAAAAUUAAGUAAAAUUUAAUUAAUUUCAUAAUUAUAAAUAAUAAACAGCAUUAAGAUCACUGCCCUUUCAUGUAACCUUAAAAGGACUCUUUGAAUGCCUAAAAUGGCCCAAACUAGUAAAAAGUAUUCAAAUUAAAUAAAUACCUGAUGUUUACAACAAUUUUGAUUUAUUGAACUUUCACUUCCCAUAAUUUUCCUGUAAUAAAAUGAGCUUGAUAUGAAUUAUGAACGAAUUUUCGUUCGUGUCAAAUGUUGUAACUCGUGUAUUACCUAUAUUUACUUUGACUUUCUAUAUUUCGCGUCUUGCGAUAUUUUUCUAACUGUAUUUUAGUAUAUAUGUACUGUUAAUAAAUAAAAUACUAUAAAUGUAUACUACAA
Messenger RNA from Leptidea sinapis, 4778 nucleotides. RefSeq names its product dipeptidase 1-like. Gene Ontology annotation, molecular function: metallodipeptidase activity. NCBI's taxonomy places the organism in Eukaryota, Metazoa, Arthropoda, Insecta, Lepidoptera, Pieridae. The coding region runs from base 52 to 1365 and encodes 437 amino acids. The transcript is spliced from 12 exons. The record is from RefSeq and is a predicted model, not a curated record. Gene Ontology annotation, biological process: proteolysis.